CUAGCUCUUCGUCUUUUCAUUUUUUAGUACUUCGUCUAGUGUGGAGUUCCGUAGCGGCGACAGAUCGACGAGAAGGGUUUCCUUGUUCGAGUCUCAGAGAUCAAGGAAAUCGGUUACCAGUCUUCUUCCUCGAUUUCUCUGAUAGGUUGCAUUGAAGCUCCACCUCGGCAGAUUUGUGGACUCUGAAUCGAAGGACAUCAGGAAAGGGGCGAAUUUUGAAGUCAGAGAUUUCGAGUUUUCACCGAAUAAGGUCUGCUCUGCAAGCUCGAACAUAAAAAUUGGGUAUUGAAGAAUCGUCUUGCUUCAAUCAAGCCAUGUCUCUGGUCUUGCAUGCGUCAAAUGUAAACAAGAAUGCCUUCAAGGCACUCAUUGCUGCAGAGUACAGUGGGGUUAAAGUGGAAUUGGUCCCAAACUUUGAGAUGGGUGUCUCAAAUAAAACUCCCGAGUUUAUUAAGAUGAACCCUAUUGGGAAAGUUCCUGUAUUGGAGACACCUGAUGGCCCUGUAUUUGAGAGCAAUGCUAUUGCACGUUAUGUUGCACGUUUGAAGGGUGACGCUAUUCUCUAUGGUUCUUCUCUGAUUGAAUAUGCUCGUGUUGAGCAGUGGAUUGACUUUGCAUCAUUAGAGGUUGAUACCAAUAUUUCAAGGUGGUUGUAUCCUCGAUUGGGGUUUGGGCAACCAUACCUUCCUCCGGCCGAGGAAGCUUCCAUUUCUGCCUUGAAGAGAGCCCUAGAUGCUUUGAACAAACACCUUGCUUCAAAUACUUACCUCGUGGGGCACUCUAUUACACUAGCUGACAUUAUCAUGACAUGUAACUUGUUUUUGGGAUUCAGUCGUAUCCUGACUAAAAGCUUUACCUCUGAGUUUCCUCACGUUGAGAGGUAUUUCUGGACCAUGGUUAAUCAGCCAAACUUCCGCAAGAUAAUUGGGGAAGUGAAACAGGCUGAGUCUAUUCCACCUGUUCAGUCAACAAAGAAGCCAUCUCAGCUUAAAGAGACUGCAAAGAAUAAGGUAAAGGAUGAACCAAAGAAAGAGGUCAAGAAAGAACCUGCAAAGCCUAAAGUGGAAGAGCCUGUUGAGGAGGAAGAGGCACCAAAACCCAAACCAAAGAAUCCACUUGAUCUUCUUCCCCCUAGUAAGAUGAUAUUGGACGAGUGGAAGAGACUCUACUCAAACACCAAAACCAAUUUUCGUGAGGUUGCCAUUAAAGGAUUUUGGGACAUGUAUGAUGCCGAGGGGUAUUCUCUUUGGUUUUGUGAUUACAAAUAUAACGACGAGAAUACUGUUUCAUUUGUCACCUUAAACAAGGUCAGUGGGUUCCUGCAGCGGAUGGAUUUGGCUCGUAAGUACGCUUUUGGCAAGAUGCUGGUUAUUGGAUCAGGGCCACCCUUCAAGGUAAAGGGGUUGUGGCUCUUCCGUGGUCAAGAUGUUCCUCAGUUUGUACUUGACGAGUGCUAUGACAUGGAGCUGUAUGACUGGAGGAAGGUGGAUAUUAAUGAUGAAGCCCAAAAGGAGCGUGUUAAUCAGAUGAUUGAAGAUGCAGAGCCAUUCGAGGGAGAAGCUCUGUUGGAUGCUAAAUGCUUCAAGUGAUGUGCCAAUUUUGUCCUAUUUCCAUGUUUUCGAAUGCCCUUAAAAUGAGUCUUUCCUUCUCCCUGUCGCCCUAUUUUAUAGUCCUUUUUGUUUCGAACAGUGAUUCCGCCUUUUCUUUAUAUAUCCUUUCAUGUAUUAGGUUCUUAGGUUGACAAUAUUCUGUUAUUUGCCUCAUGAUAGUUGUAGUGUCUCUUUGUUUGGGUUACCUUAACUCUUAAAAUUGAUGACAAUUUACGAGAUUCUAUAGUUACUAUA
Messenger RNA from Nelumbo nucifera (sacred lotus), 1844 nucleotides. Its product is annotated as elongation factor 1-gamma-like. NCBI's taxonomy places the organism in Eukaryota, Viridiplantae, Streptophyta, Magnoliopsida, Proteales, Nelumbonaceae. The record is from RefSeq and is a predicted model, not a curated record. Gene Ontology annotation, molecular function: glutathione transferase activity; translation elongation factor activity. Gene Ontology annotation, biological process: translational elongation.